Messenger RNA from Notechis scutatus (mainland tiger snake), 1350 nucleotides. The record is from RefSeq and is a predicted model, not a curated record. Lineage: Eukaryota; Metazoa; Chordata; Lepidosauria; Squamata; Elapidae.
AUGUAUUUUCUCUGUCUUAUCAAUAAAAUAGGCAACCAGGCAUCAGAAGAAAUUAAGGAAAACGAUAUUGAGGAGGUGUGCUUAGGAUCAUCAAUCCUUCUGGUUGAAAGUGGAGAAGAAAAAGGAGAAGGAGAAGAAAAAGGAGAAGAAAGAGAGAAAUCAUGUGCAGAACAAAAUUCAGCUACUGUAAAGCCAGAAGAGGAAUGUGAAUCUUUUGAUUUAUCUUCUGUGUCUUGGGUUUCAAUUUCUCGAAAGAAGCGAAAACCACAGAAAAAGAGAACAUCUGCUUUAUUUGAAGAAAAUCGGGAAGCUCAGCAGCAUAACAGGAGAAAAAAUAAAAGGGAAUUGGAGAAAACAGUUAUGCCAAUUCCAGUGCAGGAACUAAAUACAAUAUUAUAUGAUGUUGGUGAAACAAGUUUUGAUGGAUUUCAAAAUGCUUCAAGAAUUAAUCAAGUAAUGGCUGUGGAGAAUGAUAAAUCACAAUUGGUUAGGUCUUUUGUUACCUCCCAUGAAACAAGGAUGCAAAUGCAUUCUAAAAAUAAAUAUAAAGAUUUAGCAGGAAUACAUGACAGAACUUACCCAAUAAGUAGAAACCAAGCAAAAGACCAUAUACCUUUACUAGAAGCAGAGCAAAAGUCAUCAGUCCAGAUACAACCUGUAAAAAAAGCAAAACAAAGCUCAUCACAGAAUAAGUUGACCACACAGACAAAAGUGCAAGAUGAAAAACAAGAGAGUAGUGUUUUGGCUCUACCAUCAAAGGACUGCACACAAUCUAAGAAUACAGAUAUUUAUUCUGACAAUUCAGUUUCUAUGCCAUGCUUUGUUCCUGUAGCUCAUAAUACACUGGAUAAAAAGUUACAGUUACCAUUCAAAAAACAAUCAGGGACUCAAAAGAAAAAGAAAAGAUCCGCUGUUGUACGUAUGAGGAACAAGAACAGGCAAUUUGUUUCAAAGGGGAGCCUUGAAGAUGGUCAUGGAGAGGAACAGUUAGAUAAAAAGAAGAUUCUUCAUCCUUUUAAGCUAAGAGUUGAGUUAAAGAGAGCAAAACCUCAAAAAGUAAAAGAGACUUCUUUGCCAAAGUCUCAGAAUAAUGUAUUAUAUCAAGAAGAUUCUUGUGAGCAGCAUGUGACAAAAAAACAUUUAAAUGUUUCAGUAACACCACAAAACAAUGAAGAAUUAUCACAGUAAGUUAUGAUUGUACAAUUAUGUUUUAAUACUGCUUUUUCUUAAUGCAAUGCAAUUUUGUACAUUGGGAUCAUUGAUCAGCUUUGAGCAAAGCCAUUAAUACUCAGCUCAAGUGGUUAGACCUCUUCUGAGGUACAGAUUGGGACUUCGAUAAUUCCCUGAGUA